Messenger RNA from Megalobrama amblycephala (Wuchang bream), 5046 nucleotides. RefSeq names its product forkhead box O6 a (gene foxo6a). Bases 472 to 2283 code for a protein of 603 amino acids. The transcript is spliced from 2 exons. The record is from RefSeq and is a predicted model, not a curated record. Gene Ontology annotation, molecular function: DNA-binding transcription factor activity, RNA polymerase II-specific; RNA polymerase II cis-regulatory region sequence-specific DNA binding. Gene Ontology annotation, cellular component: nucleus. Gene Ontology annotation, biological process: regulation of transcription by RNA polymerase II. NCBI's taxonomy places the organism in Eukaryota, Metazoa, Chordata, Actinopteri, Cypriniformes, Xenocyprididae.
UUAAAAAAGUGAAAUCAUAAGUUUCAGGCCCUACUUGGUACUGUAUUUGUGAUAAGUGCCAUUAUACAAAACAGCAGAAUAUAACAGAGUUUAGAUUGUAAAUAAAUAGAAUCAGAUUAUCACUAGAAUAGAAAAAUAAAAUAUGUCGGGGACUUUUCCAAACAAGCAUCAGGACACUGAUGACGCAGUGUGAAGUUUUCAGUCAUCUGUUGCUGCUCCAGUUCUGCCUGUAAUCAGGAGGAGGAGGAGGAGGAGGAGGAAGCUGCUGCGGUCAGAGUGAGUUAAAACCGGCAUGGAAAUCGAAGAUGAGCCGCUGUCUGAACACAUGCAUCCAUUAUUCCGCCAGACUCACUUCAUCAUGCUGCGCGCUCGUCUACAGCAUCCUCCUCUCUCCUGCUCUGUAAGGUGGACUCACUGAGGCGGCUCUGAGAAUACAGGAUCACCUGACGACAUCUGCCUCCAUCAGGACACAUGAUGAUGAUGAUGAUAGAGGAGGAUGAAGCGGAGGCUCAUCAGGUGGAUAUGGAGUCGGGUUUGGGCUGGACGAACGACUUCUCGUGCGAGGUGAACGCGGAUCUGUCGCUCAAUCUGUCCAUAUUUAAAGUGGAUUCGGAUCAUGUUCCAUCAGCAUCGUGCAGGAGGAGAAGGAUGAUGCUGGAUGCCGGAGGAUUUCACGGCUUGACGGGAGCUGCGCUGCGCAAAACCAAGGCGUCUUCCCGGCGGAACGCGUGGGGAAACCAGUCGUACGCGGAGCUCAUCACCCGAGCCAUCGAGAGCACGCCCGAGAAAAGACUCACCCUGUCUCAGAUCUACGACUGGAUGGUCCGAUAUGUGCCCUAUUUCAAAGAUAAAGGAGACAGCAACAGCUCUGCCGGCUGGAAGAACUCCAUCCGCCACAAUUUAUCCCUGCACACACGUUUCAUUCGUGUGCAGAAUGAGGGAACUGGCAAGAGCUCCUGGUGGAUGCUGAAUCCUGACGGAGGGAAGCCGGGAAAGUCUCCCCGCCGUAGAGCCGUCUCAGUGGACAACGGCACCAAGUGCUUGAAGAGGAAAGGACAAGUAAACCGUAAGAAUGCAGCUGGGAAAGAAGAGAAAGGUACAGAGACAUUGAUGGGGUUCUGCAGCUCUCCGGAGCAUUGCAGUCCCACUAGGAAGUCUGGAACAGGCGGGGUGGUGGUGGUUAGGGAGGAGUUUGAAACCUGGACGGAUCUCCAUUCACUCGGCAGCUCUUCAGCAUCAACUCUCAGUGGUCGCCUAUCACCCAUCCUAGCAGAGGGGGAACUGGGGGAACCUGAAGAGGGGAGGAUAUCCUGCUCAGCAUCUCCACGCCUCUACCCCAGUCCCUCCAGUGUCCACUCACCUGCAUCCCACUGCCCUACAGAUCCCAGAGCAACAAACACCUACCAGCAGCACCAAUCCCCAUGCCAUAAACACACUCCUUACCACUACACCAGUGACAUGAAGGACCAGGGCUCCAUCUGCGAGACAGUUUAUGGCCAGCCAGAUGCGGGCAUGCUUCAGCACCAUUCCUCCAUGCAGACUAUUGAGGAGAACUCCAGUAGUAUGCAGGCCUACAAAGGCACAAGCACCCUCCAGAGUUUACUGACCAUAGGAUCCCAGUUUCUUGUCAAGGACAUGAUACUUGGGAAAGAGAAUGAGGUGCACUCCAUGAUGGUUGGUGCAGGAUCCAGAGGUCUGCAUCACAGUCACAAUAAUGACCCUUCGUUCAAACCAUUUCACAGCCACAACAUCAUUCAAAGCCUGAGCCAGGACCUUCGGCCAGCAAUGGUCCACUCUCAGCCCAAUGAUGGACACAUGCAGUCGUACAUACAUAAAGCCCCUUACCUAUAUAGUCCCCCAGUCAACACACAUCUCCCAGCAGCCACCAACCCUUCCGGCAUGCAGGGAAUCUCCCAGGACACCUGCCACCUUACUACAUCCCCAUACCCUCAACCCCAUGCCUAUAUUUACACCGACUCACAUCAGCACAGUAUGGCAUAUGGACUGUACCGUCAGCCUCAGGGGACGGGGACGGGUUAUUACAACUACCACCACCCCGAUCAGCUAUACCCACACGAGCGGCUGCCACCGGACCUGGAUAUGGAUGUAUUCUACAGCAGCCUGGACUGUGACAUGGAGUCUAUUCUUCUACAUGACAUUAUGGACUCUGGAGAAGAGAUCGAUUUCAACUUUGAUUCCUCACUGGCACAAGGAAUGGGCAUGGGAUGUGGAUUUACGGGCACACAGCAGAGCCACAGCAAACAGAGCUGGGUGUCUGGAUGAAUAAACGCCACAAAAUCCUUACUUCCUAAGACACAACUACCUACAUGCCAGCCAGCGGUGGGCUCCCAUCACUCCACCACAAUUCAGGGCAAAAACACUGUGCUAACACUGAAAUCAAAUCAAGAGGGAAAGCUCUCCUUUGAAAGUCCAUCUUUGGAUUUAUGUUGUCUGUUUCUGUCUAUGUUGUGUGUCUUUGUAUUGAAAACUGCUCUGUCCCUUACAGUUUCUCUGUGUUCCAGUUUGCUGUGAGUGAACCUCCUUUAGUAUCGCUGACUGAACCAUGAUGACAAUCUAAGGCAGGGAUCUCAACUCUGGACCACUCUCCUGCAGAGUUUUGCUCCAACCCUAAUCAAACACACCUCAACAAGCUAAUCAAGGUCUUCAGGAUUACUAGGGCUGCAUUUAAAUCCAAUUUUUUUAUGCCCUUCCCUUGCUAAUUUCCUUUCGUCUCAUUCAUUUGGAUGUACAUCAUUGUUUACAUUGCACAAGUGCCCACAACUGGUGGAACCUCUGAAUGUCUUUAAAUGGAACGCCCUAAUCCCUUGAUCACUUGGGGCCCUAUUUUAACAAUCUAAAUGCAUGGUCUGAAGCGCAGGUGCACUUAGGUCAUGUCCGAAUCCUCUUUUGCUAGUUUAAUGACAGACAAAAUGGACAGUGCGCCAAGCGUAUGGUCCAAAAGGUGUAUAUCUAAUCUCUUAAUGAGUCAUGGGUGUGUUUUGGGCAUAACGUGCAAUAAACCAAUCAGAACAUUUAAAAAUGUUUGUGUGCUGCUGCGCGUCCCUGUGUGUUUAACAAGCAGAGUGUACGUACGUUGUGCACCCGCAUAUAGGCGCAUAUUACUAACGCCUGUGACCGGGUUUUUGUUGUUCAAUGGUGCAGUCAUUUUCAGUUGCCUCAAAAUAGCAACACGCCAACAAUGCACCUGAACACACCUCGUUUUCAGACCAGCACACCCACGGGUGAACAGAUGGGCGCGAGUGCAUUUGCUAUUUAAACAACAUGUCACUGGACGUGAAAAUGUUAACUGCAUCAGACUGAACCUAGCAAAAAACACUUCCGUCGCACCUAGCGUCGCAUUGCACCGGGUGUAUGAUAGGACCCUUGGAAUCCACAAUGGAGCUGAUUUAUUAUUUACAGUUUUUUCCCCUUUUUUAUCAAUUCUAUAGGCCUGUAUGUAUGCUUGGGCUGUUGGAGAAAAUAUAAAAAAAUUACACAAACAAAAAAUGAUAACAGUACAAUAAACUAUAAAAGGUAUCUACUAGUAUUGUGCAGUCAAAAUAACUCCAUUAUCAUACAUUAGAGUUGUGUGGGGUGAGAGUAAAUUAAGUGUGAUCUGCUGUGACUUCACAAUCAUGGUGCAUUGUGGUCUAUGGAUCUGCCUGAAGUGUACAUGUUGAGUAGACUCGCUCCCUCGGGCAAAAUUGCAGGUUCAAGGGUCUGCCCAAAUACAAUUCCCUCGCCCACUUGAUGAAGUUGAGCGCACUUUAAAAUGGCGGCAGGGAUUCCCCUGAGGAAAAGUGCUUAGGGAAGUUUGCGAGUGUGUGUCUAAAAGUGGAAUUUUGAUCAAGGUUGGGUCUAAACUUUGCAAGAAAGUGGACCUCGAGGGCCAGAGUUGAGAACCCCUGAUUUAAGGUAAAUUACCCAACAUUCUUUUGUUCUUCAAUCAAAACUCUUGUGCACUUUAUCAAUAUCGAGAAAAUCCAUAUUUUUAUAAUUUCUCUCUCAGAAAAGACACAAGGGAAGCUUGGAACUGGAAACACAUCCUAGAAAAAUGCUGAAUUAUUUUGUGAUUGUCAUCAUCAGACGUAUGAUUAUCAGAAACAAAAGGAACUGCUGAGUUCAUGUUGUUUCUCUGAUCUGAGGGUUUAAUUUUACUGAUCAGUUCCUCAUUGGUGCUACAUAUUAUAGCCAUGAGUAUGUGUGGUUUCCAUGAUUACUCCUCCUCAUUCUCCAUCCCAAACUCUUGUUUUCUUAAGGUGGAAAAUCAGUGGGGUCAUUGAUUUUCCAGUAGACCAAAAGGUCUGUUUAUUUCAUUAAAAUUUGUAUCUAACUCCAUCUCUCCAUCUCUAAACACCAGUCUUCUGUUCGGGUGUUGAGGCAGCAGGAAAUUUUUAUACUGUUUUUUUUUUUUUUUUUUUUAAUUUGUUGUUGUCAGUUGAUAUUUUCCUCUUCGUAACUGUAAACCCAUAAGCAUAGACCAUAUCCUGGUGACUCUUUAUAACUGUAGAGCUUCUCUAAAUAGCUCACUGCAUUACAAAAUGAUAAAAGGAAACUCUUCCACGAGGUUCCUGAACAAAUGACAACAGUCUAUGAAACUGAUGUGUCAAAGAAACUCGUUCUGGUUCUUUGUGUCUGUGUCCUGAUAUUUUAUGUUGCUCUCUGUGUUUGAAAUUGAAUCAUUUUUUGUCAAGGUAUUCUUAUUUUGUACAAACAAAAUCAAUAUAUUGAGAAUAUUGUAUUAUAGUUUUUAAGACUUUAAAAGGUGUUUAUUGAUUUCAUUGCUUGUUUCUUUUUUAAGAGAAUGUUUCAUUUCAUGACUGAUAAAUAAAUGAGAAGAUAAUGCUCUCAUAUGGCUGAAUACGUUUCUUUUAAUUUUGCAAUAUAGAAGCGCUGAAACACUGAGUUAUGUGUGUUUAUGUGUAUGUCAGAGCAUGUGAAACUGACAUGUGAAAAGAAGAACUAAAUACAGUAAAUGCACUGGCUUCAUGUGUAAAGGUUUGUAGACGCAUAUGAGUUAUAUAGUGUUACUGUAAAGAGGUAUUU